This is a messenger RNA of Cordyceps fumosorosea ARSEF 2679, 3303 nucleotides long. RefSeq names its product ATP-dependent RNA helicase DOB1. The transcript has a single exon. NCBI's taxonomy places the organism in Eukaryota, Fungi, Ascomycota, Sordariomycetes, Hypocreales, Cordycipitaceae. Bases 1 to 3303 code for a protein of 1100 amino acids. The record is from RefSeq and is a predicted model, not a curated record. Gene Ontology annotation, cellular component: nucleus. Gene Ontology annotation, biological process: RNA catabolic process; maturation of 5.8S rRNA. Gene Ontology annotation, molecular function: RNA binding; RNA helicase activity; ATP binding.
AUGGAUGAAAUGUUUGAUGUUUUCGAGGGGAACGCCGACCCCGCGAGCGCGAGCGAAGACGAGAGAGCACCGAUCAAGCACCGCAAAGACAAGACUAAGAAGAGAAAGGCGGACGAGGCGAUGAACGGAAAGGCCGCGGUCGCGGCCCAGAAGGAGAAUACCACCGAAGAUACAGAAAUGGGUGAGACGAGCGAUGCCGCUUCCAAGGACGGAGAGGCGGUCAAGGAGGACGACUCCGACACGCCGAGCCAGCAGGACAAGAAGCGUCGCAAAAAGGGCGACGGCGCCGUGCCCGUCAUGACAGACAGCUUCGAGACGGCAGAGUCGAGAGAAGUGGCUGGAGCUCAGACUUUUGUCCCGCAGGACUCAUCCCUCAUCCUGUCUCACAAUAUCCAGCACCAGGUUGCACUGCCGCCAGACCUGGAUUACGAAUACGUCCCGCUCUCCGAGCACAAGUCGCCCGCCGAGCCUGCGCGCACAUACCCAUUCAAGCUGGAUCCAUUCCAAAGCCUGUCCGUCGCGUCAAUUGAGCGCGAUGAGAGUGUGUUGGUCUCGGCGCACACCUCUGCCGGUAAAACGGUCGUGGCCGAGUACGCCCUCGCGCAGUGUCUGAAGCGCAAUCAGCGAAUCAUCUACACCAGUCCCAUCAAGGCCCUGAGCAACCAAAAAUACAGAGACUUUGAGGCCGAAUUCGGCGAUGUCGGUCUGAUGACCGGUGAUGUUACCAUCAACCCGACGGCUAGUUGCUUGGUCAUGACGACCGAGAUUUUGCGAUCUAUGCUGUAUCGAGGUUCGGAGAUUAUGCGAGAAGUCGCGUGGGUCGUCUAUGACGAGAUUCACUAUAUGCGUGACAAGACGAGAGGUGUUGUCUGGGAGGAGACCAUCAUCAUGCUGCCCGACAAGGUUCGAUACGUCUUCCUGUCCGCCACCAUUCCCAAUGCCUUCCAGUUUGCCGAAUGGAUCGCCAAGAUCCACCACCAAGCAUGCCACGUCGUGUAUACCGAUUUCCGACCCACGCCGCUGCAGAACUACUUUUACCCUGCCGGCGGCUCCGGCGCGCGCAUUGUUGUCGAUGAAAAGGGCAACUUCAACGAAGACAACUUCAACAUAGUAAUGAAGGAGGUCGAAGAGAAGAAGGGUGCCGACCCCAACGACAUCAACGCCAAGCAAACGGGCAAGGGAAAGAAGAAGAAGACGCACAAGGGCGGCGCCGGCGCCGACGAGGGCUCCGACAUGAGCAGGAUUAUUCGCAUGACGAUCCGCAAGAGCUUCAACCCCGUCAUUGUGUUCAACUUCAGCAAGCGAGAAUGCGAAAACAUGGCCAUCAGCAUCUCGAAGAUGAGCCUCAAUGACGAUUCCGAAAAGGCCUUGGUCAAAGGUGUCUUCAACAAUGCUAUAGGAAGCUUGUCGGAGCAAGACCGCGACCUGCCUCAAAUCAAGAACCUACUGCCCCUGCUUAUGCGCGGAAUUGGUGUCCAUCACUCCGGUCUGUUGCCUAUUUUGAAGGAGACCAUUGAGAUUCUCUUUCAGGAGACCCUCAUUAAGGUGCUUUUCGCUACAGAGACCUUCUCCAUCGGGUUGAACAUGCCUGCCAAGACCGUUGUCUUUACUCAAGUCACCAAGUGGGACGGGGUUAAGCGCCGCCCGCUCACUUGCUCUGAGUACGUGCAGAUGGCCGGUCGUGCUGGUCGUCGUGGUCUCGAUGCGCGAGGUAUUGUCAUCAUGAUGAUUGAUGACAAGCUGGAGCCUGAUACUGCCAAAGAAAUCGUCACUGGCCAACAGGACAGACUGAACUCCGCCUUUUAUCUGGGCUACAACAUGAUUCUUAACUUGCUGAGAAUUGAGGCCAUCUCCCCCGAAUUCAUGCUUGAGAGAUGUUUCCAUCAAUUCCAGAAUGCGGCCAGCGUUCCCACCCUGGAGAGGGAACUCAUGGCACUGCAGCAGGAGCGCGACGGCGCCACCAUUGCGGACGAAGCUACCAUCAAGGACUACUAUCAAAUUCGCCAACAGCUUAACGCUUAUACGAGAGACAUGCGAUCGGUCAUCCAGCUUCCCAACUACAGCCUCGACUUCCUGCAGCCCGGCCGUCUAGUGCAGAUCUACAACCCCAAGGAGUCGCCGGACAAUGUGGCUGGUGGGCUAGACUUUGGCUGGGGCGUGAUUGUCAACCACUACCCACGCCGCAGCCCCAAGCUUGGCGAGCCAGAGCACAUUCCCCAAGAGUCGUACAUCAUCGACGUUCUGCUCACGAUAUCUGCUUCAAGCGCUGAUAUUGUCCCUGGGCAGCCCGCUGCCGAGAUGCCUACCGGCCUAGUGCCGGCCAACGGGGAUCAAACUACCAUCAACGUUGUUGUUCCCUGCCUGCUGACCUGCAUCAAGGCGAUUAGCCAAAUCCGCCUCUUCAUGCCCAAGGAGGGCCUCAAAGCCGACAAGGACCGCGAAACGGUGAACAAGUCUCUUGCCGAAGUCAAGCGCCGAUUCCCCGACGGCCUGCCCAUCCUUGACCCGCUCGAGAACAUGGACAUUACGGACGAGUCGUUCAAAAAGCUACUCCGGAAGAUCGAAGUUCUCGAAUCGCGCCUGCUGGCUAACCCUCUGCACCUGUCGCCACUCUUGCCCUCUCUAUGGGACCAAUACCAUGCCAAGACGGUACUGUCGGAGAAGAUCAAGACGAAGAAGAAGUCAAUUGCCAAGGCUCACAGCAUCGCCCAAAUGGACGAGCUCAAGUCGCGAAAGCGCGUGCUGCGCCGCCUCGGUUUCAUCAAUGACGGCGAGGUGGUACAGCUCAAGGCGCGCGUCGCGUGCGAGAUCUCUUCGACCGAGGGCCACGAGCUGGUGCUCUCGGAGCUGCUGUUUGACCGCUUCUUCAACGAGAUGUCGCCGGAGACGUGCGCGGCGGUGCUGAGCUGCUUCAUCUUUGACGAGAAGGUGGAGGCGACGGCGCUCAAGGAGGACCUGCAGAAGCCGUACCGCGAGGUGCAAGCCAAGGCGCGCAUCGUGGCCAAGGUGAGCCAGGAGUGCAAGCUGGACGUCAACGAGGACGAGUACGCGACGAGCCUCAAGUGGCAGCUGAUGGAGACGGUGUACGCGUGGGCGCAGGGCCGGCCGUUCUCGGAGAUUUGCAAGAUGACGAACGUCUACGAGGGGUCCCUGAUCCGCCUCUUCCGCCGCCUGGAGGAGCUGCUCCGGCAGAUGGCCCAGGCCGCCAAGGUCAUGGGCAACGACGACCUGACCAAGAAGUUUGACGAGAGCCUGCAGAAGGUCCGGCGCGACAUAGUGGCCGCGCAGAGUCUUUACCUGUAG